GACAAGUUUCCGCGGCCAAACCGUAACCAAAAUCAUAAAAAAAGAAAAGAGAAGAAACAAGCAACAAACUAUUUUGAAACAAACAGUACGCCCAUGGCUUCUCCAGCUUCCACUUAUGCUCGAACUACAUGCAUUUGUUUUCCAAAAAUCCAAAACAGCAUGCAGUUCAUUGACAGGAUGGGAGCAUUUAGAAAUAUAACGAGAAGAAGGGUGAGGCUUAUUCACGCAUCACAAGGUCCAACAAAACCAUUGCCUGGAGUAGACACAAGAAUCCACUGGGAAAACCCGGACGAUGGGUGGAUAGGUGGAGGAUCCGACCCGAUCAAACCUGAUGAUACCAAUCUUUUCAGUGAUGACAAAUUUGCUGAACUAAUCAAAGAUUCUUUUGAUUCUCAUUACCAAUUCUUGGGUGUUUCCACGGAUGCUGAUCUUGAAGAUAUAAAAUCUGCUUACCGGAGAUUAUCGAAAGAGUAUCAUCCAGACACAACUUCAUUACCACUUAAAACAGCUUCAGACAAGUUCAUGAAACUAAAAGAAGUCUACGAUGUUUUGAGCGACGAGGAGAGUAGGAGAUUCUAUGACUGGACACUGGCUCAGGAGGUUGCUAGUCGUCAAGCUGAGAAGAUGAGAAUGAAGCUUGAGGAUCCGAAAGAGCAAGAAUUUCGGAAUUAUGAAUCUAUACCCGAUAUGGUUGAUCGGUUAGGUGGAAGGAACAUGGAGCUUAGUGAUCAAGCCAUGACCGCUCUUACGUUCGAUGUUUUGAUCAUUGUAUUUGCCGUUUGUUGUAUAGUGUAUGUGGUUGUCUUUAAAGAUCCUUAUUACUAGGUAAGGAGCUAUAUACAGGGAAGAUGAAAUUCAGGGAAAUCUGUAUAGGUGGAAAAUGGAACAUUUAUAGAUUAUAACAUAAGCUGGUUACAAGCGGUC
Brassica oleracea var. oleracea is the source of this 924-nucleotide messenger RNA. RefSeq names its product NAD(P)H-quinone oxidoreductase subunit T, chloroplastic. The record is from RefSeq and is a predicted model, not a curated record. Lineage: Eukaryota; Viridiplantae; Streptophyta; Magnoliopsida; Brassicales; Brassicaceae. The transcript has 2 exons. The coding region runs from base 94 to 825 and encodes 243 amino acids.